CGCAGCGGCCGUUGGUGCCGGCGCCGUCGGCGCGAGGAGCCAUGGCCGGCGCCGAGCGGAAGAAGCACGUCCGGUUCGCCGCCCCGGGGGGGGGAACGGCGGCAACGGGUCCGCGCCUCCCCGCCGCGCCGCGGGCGGACGUGGCCGUGACCGGCGGCGGAUGGCGGUGCGGGGAGGGAGCCGCGCUGCGGUGGUGCAUCUCCGGGGCGCUGUGCGCGGCCUUCCUGGGGCUGGGGAUGAGCAUCGCGGUGCUGGGCCCCACCUUCCAAAACCUGGCCGCCAACGUCCACAAGAACGUCAGCGACAUCUACUACAUCUUCGUGGGCCGGUCCUUGGGCUACCUGGGGGGGUCGGUGCUCGGGGGGGUGCUCUUCGACUCCAUGAACGCCCACCUCCUCCUCGCAUUAUCCAUGUUUGGAACAACAGUUGGUCUUUAUGGGAUACCCUGGUGUAAGAAAUCCCUGCUGUUAACUGUCUUGAUGUCAGUUAUUGGAGCUUCCAUGGGAAUUCUAGACACAGGUGGCAAUGUACUGGCACUGAAUACCUGGGGAGCAGAGGCUGGGCCACACAUGCAGGCCUUACACUUCAGUUUUGCUGUCGGUGCGUUUGUGGCUCCGAUCCUGGCUAAAAUGGCCUUGGGAGGCUCCGAAUCUAAAGACCUUCCAGUAGCUGAAAAGACAAACCAGUCUGUCCUGAGGUCUGUGCCAACAGCGUCAGCUGCAUCAGCUACGUCAGCACUGAAACACCAUCUUGGUGCAGAUUUUUUGUGGUCCUAUGUUGUCAUAGGGACCUAUCUUCUGUUAGUUUCUUUCUUCUUUUUUAUUUUGUAUUCAAAGGGCAGCUCAGCUCGAGACAAAUCAAAGGCUUCUCUGCAGAAGUGCAUGUUUGCCAAAUACCAUUACGCUCUUAUUAUUCUCCUGUUCGUAUUCUUCUUCUGCUACGUGGGAGCGGAGGUCACUUACGGCUCUUACAUAUUUACUUACGCAAAGGUCUUUGCCGAGAUGAAAGAAAACGAAGCAGCCGCUUUGAAUUCUGUCUUCUGGGGCGCGUUUGCCGCUUGCAGAGGAGUGGCAAUAUUCUGUGCUGCUUGCUUGUACCCUGGCACCAUGAUCCUGCUGAGUAUCAUCGGCUCUGCUGCCUCCUCUUCGUGCUUGGCCUUCUUUGCGAGGUACCCAGCCUCGCUGUGGGUUGGAACCGCUGUGUACGGCGCGUCGAUGGCUACCAUCUUUCCCAGCGGCAUUUCCUGGAUAGAACAGUACACGGUCGUGCAAGGAAAAUCGGCUUCUCUCUUUGUGGUCGGCGCCGCGCUGGGCGAGAUGUGCAUUCCGGCCGUGGUGGGGUAUCUUCAAGGAAAGUUUCACCACCUUCCCGUGGUGAUGUACACUGCCUUGGUGACUUCUGCAAUGACAGUUAUGCUCUUCCCUGUGAUGUACAAAUUGGCCAACUCUCCUGGUGAGAGCGACUUAAAAGAAAUGAGUGAGAGUGAGGACCGGAAAGCUUUGUUGUCAAACUCGGGGCUUAAUGAGGAUGAAGAGGAUGAGGAGGAUGCGGGAGAGUGGAACGAAGCAGACUUUGAGGUAAUAGAAAUGAAUGACACGCUGAGAAACUCUGUGAUAGAGACCUCCCGUAAGAUACCAGGGGACUCUCCAGCCAAAGUCUCGCUGCAGCCCCAUCUGGACAAUGUACUGCGCGAUUCUCCAGUGGUUGCUGGUGGCUCCCCUGGGAGGAAAAAUGUGAAUGUUGACCGGGAGAAGAAUGAUUAAAGUAAAAGCUGACUUUCUGUUUUUUUAAAGGGAAAUGCAAUUGAAUUGUAGGUGUUCUUGUAAAGUGGUUCAGGAAUCCUUUUAUAGUGGUGCGGAGCACAGCGUGUUCAUUUCUGUGUUUGUCCGGCCCUUUCUCAUCUUUCGUUUUCAGUCUGCAGCUGUGUGGGAAAGCCCAUGAUGACAUGAAUGGGGUAACGUGGUAAAAUGUAUAGACUAUACCAAAAAUGUUAAAACGUAAGAGACGUUUUCUAAAUGUGAGGCAUGCGUUUAAGUAAUAUAUGCUGUAAUAAGAACUAACUAGGAAAGAAGGGGACUGCUCAGAGCACUCAGUUUUUUGGGGUAGGUGAAGGGUGCAGUUCUGAGGUGCUUGGUCACAAAACGUUUUCACGAGAGAGGAGCGAAAUCCGUUAUCUGUGAUGCUGAACUUCCUUACCUCGUGAAAGAGGAAUGUUUCUACUGCAUUGAAAGUUUGUGAGUGACGUAAACCAGGAAAUCAAGUAAAAUUGCAGGUGAUGCCCAGCGGCUGUAAAUUGGAUAACCUAUUGGCAAACUAUAUAAUUUCCUGGUUCUGUCACUAAGACGAGAAUAAAUUAAAAAUUAAUUUUUAGGGGUGGAACCAUGCCUUUGGGUCGUUUAAAAGCGGUGUAUGGGAAGGGGGACAAAAUGGGUCAUAUUAAUCUGCUAUAAUGCAUAACUCUGAUUUACUAGUUAAACAGUGGUGACAAAUCUAAACAGUCUAAAGUACUUGUGAUUGUACUUGUGAUUUUAAUUACUGCAUUACCACUGAAAUCAAGAAAUGUAUGAUGAUAAAAUUAUAUGUAAACAGAUUACUUAAUAUGUGGUAUUGACACGGAGCUGUGAUAUUUUAAGCCAGUUGUUUAAAUUAAGGUUAUAACAACCUUUCUGCCUUCCUGUGCCAAGACUUGAACAUAGCGAUGUGUUAAAGUGAAAAUUUGUAAACGAGAGAGGGAACUGUCGAUGAGACAAUCCUUUCAAUCGUGUGCCCCUUGCCAGUUGGAUUGGUGCCGUUUGGGUUUCUUUGGGUGAUGACUUAGGGGCAGACACUUCCUACUGGAGCGGGAGUGGUUUGUAGUUGUAGAUUCAUUGCUGCAAAGCAGCAAGUCCUGGGGAGGGACCAGUCAUGCCCGAGAGCCCUCCCCAGUAAGAGCCAAAAAUGCAGCAGCUAAUGGCAAAAUCUGACUCUGAAGCAGCAGUCUUGCAAUUUGUCUACUUGAAACUCCAAAUUUGUAGGUUAAAUAUAUAUAUUUUUUUUUAAGGCUGCGUGAUCAGAAUGUGCUGAUGUUUGGGGUUUUUUACUUUGCACUUUUAUUAGUAUUUUUCUUGCUAAGAAGUUUAAUUUACCAAGGCAAGAGCUCUACAUGUAACAUAGCACAGAACCUUAGAUGUUCAGUGUAUUUUCAGGUCUGGUUUUGUUCCCUCUCUUGUCCUUUAAGUGUGCAAUCUCAAUUCUAGCCUAGAAUCUCUUGGCUUUUUCCUUUCUUCUGAGAAGCGGAGUAAGAAGCAGGAGUCAGCCUGUAGCGAAAUGCGUACAUUUUUUGCAUCUUGCCAUGUUGAAGGCCCUCCCUCUCCCCCAGCUGUUGGCACUUACUUAAAUGCCAUUGUGUUUUUGCCCGAUUCCUUUUUUUUUCUCAUGUCUGUAUGUGCACUUCCGUGGCAUCUUUUCCAGUGCAAUGCAUGAACCUGCACUUUAAAAUACGGCCUUGUUUUACUUGCUACACAAGGGUUCUCUUCUUCGCUUGAAGUAAUGGUAAAUGCUUUUAAGUAUCAGGCCAAAUCCUGUCCUAGGUACAGGUGACAGCGUUUGUUCAAGAGGAGUAAGGCUGUAUGGCCUCGUGUGUUCGGUUAGUUUCACAUGGUAACAGAGGAGCUGGUGCGGCAGAGGUGGCCACUUAAAUAAGUGCAGAUCAAGCCUGCAUUUCUUCAACUUCCCUGUUCCCUUUUUUCCUCCUGCACACUACAGUAACCGCUGUGUGUGUGUGGAAAGCAAGGGGUGGUCUCUGAUGGUCAGGACAAAUCCUGCUGGCGGAUGGGGGUGUGGGGGGAGUGAUAACUGCUGCUGCUCUGCUUUUGCAGGAGUUCCUGCCCCCCCCCGCCCCGGGAGGUCACAGGUUUCCUUCCGCAGAAACUGGAUUUGGUGCAGGACAAACAACAACAAAAGAUACGGCCGUGGUUCUGCGGCAGCUCCCUGCUGUAAUGGCAAUCCGUAGGCUUUACCUGAACCGACUGCGAUGUAAAAAAAGUUUCCCCAUUCCUGAGAUCAUGUUGCCAGAAGAGAAUUAGUUUAAGAAACCCACCUGGCAACCAGGAAGAUUUUAAAUAAUCCCCAAUUCAUAUGCUAAUUUUUGGAAUGAAAUUCCAAAUUGGAAUGUCCUCCAAGUAAGAUUGUUCUCAGGGAUAGCUAACAUGUCUUGCAUGAUCGAGUACUAAAAACCAGAAAAUGCAACUAAAGCCACAUUGGGAAAUGUGUUCUUUGAACCUUAUGUACUUACUGUUUAGAUAUACAGUUAUUUGUGUUUCUGUCUGACUGUCUUCCCAACAAAUGUGAAAAUACUGUGCAAAACAAAGUGUGUUUUGUUUUUUUUUUUUUUAAACUGGCUGUAUUAAUUAUUCCUGCAUGAGUCACUUGAAUUCAUCACCAUUUUCCCCCUUUAAAACAGGAGGCCUGAGUAGUAGGAAUGCAGCAAGAGCCUGGAAUGCCAAGGUAAGAGCAGCCUUUUUCAGAAGGUAAAGGAUCCAAAAACCAGUGGCAGGAAGACAGAGCGAACUCCUGUAGUUAUCUUGAGCAGUACUGUGUAGAAUCAUGUCUGAUUGAUAUGUGCAGGCCUUUGUCUGGAUGGUGUCUAAAUUCUGAGUCAUCUCAGCAAGCAUUUAUGAGCCUUCAAUGUCUUAGUUCUGGCCUCAAACUUGAAAUGGAAUGUACUUACAGAGCUCAUUCUUAUCCCCUAAAAGCCUGCUUUUAAUAGCAGGGGCUGCCCUUUGAUGAGAAUGAAAUGUUUAAAGCAGUUUAAGAUUAAAACAGAUCUAGGACAUUUCCAACAAUGAGCCCAGCUCACAGCAGUUCUAGACAGCCUUGAUGUUCAAGGCUGUAGCUUCCAUAGUUCUUGGAUUUUGGUGUUCCUCAAGGCUUGUUUUUAGACAAUGAAUGUUAGUUUUCACAGGUUUGAAUUUCCUUCCAAAGUAAGUAAAUUGCUUCCUGGCAUAUACAGUUAGAGUGAGGAUCUAUUUACAGUGCCUUUUAAGUUACAGAUCCUCCAGAAAGCUUAAACUUACAUGUUAUGGGUUGAAAUUACUUGAAGCAAACUGUAUUACUUUACCAUUGUCUUGCUUACACUAGAAAAGUCAUCUCAAUGUUGAGGACAAGAACUGCCAUCCAUGGAUUAGAUUAGGUAUCUGAAUUUAUCAAGAAUCAUAUUUUUGUCCAUAAAGCCAGGACUGAGUUGAAGAUAAGCACUUGACCAUUUACUCUAGUGUUAAAGGUAACCUCUUGCAGUUAAAUGUCAUUGAAUAUUUUUAUUUAUCCCCGCUGGAUUGUACCGCAAGCACUAAUGCGUUAGUCCUGGCAUUUGCACUUUUAUUCUGUACAUGACCAGUGCUAGAAUGCAAGAGUUGGGAAAGUUUUGUGCCUUGAUGUUUUUUUUUUUUUUUUUAGUUACUUUGCAUAAAAGCGCAUCGCAAUCUGUGGGUGUUCUAUUAUAUAUUUAAUAGUUUUUAUUCUGCUUGGUGUGGGUUUACAUUGUACCGUAUAAUGUGAAAUUUAAUAGACUGACUUGUAUCUUGAAUGUAAUAAAUUCUUAACUGGAGAAGGCACUCAGGUUCCUUGAUGUAAAUAAAGUUUUGUUCUAUUUUUCAAAGCUA
Messenger RNA from Aquila chrysaetos chrysaetos, 5639 nucleotides. RefSeq names its product major facilitator superfamily domain containing 4B (gene SLC60A2). Bases 42 to 1763 code for a protein of 573 amino acids. The record is from RefSeq and is a predicted model, not a curated record. The transcript is spliced from 4 exons. NCBI's taxonomy places the organism in Eukaryota, Metazoa, Chordata, Aves, Accipitriformes, Accipitridae.